Coccinella septempunctata (seven-spotted ladybird) is the source of this 4421-nucleotide messenger RNA. RefSeq names its product RNA polymerase II elongation factor Ell (gene Su(Tpl)). Gene Ontology annotation, cellular component: transcription elongation factor complex. The record is from RefSeq and is a predicted model, not a curated record. The transcript has 10 exons. Bases 91 to 2262 code for a protein of 723 amino acids. Lineage: Eukaryota; Metazoa; Arthropoda; Insecta; Coleoptera; Coccinellidae. Gene Ontology annotation, molecular function: cis-regulatory region sequence-specific DNA binding. Gene Ontology annotation, biological process: positive regulation of transcription elongation by RNA polymerase II; transcription elongation by RNA polymerase II; snRNA transcription by RNA polymerase II.
AUUGUCAGUUGACUCCUAAACGUCAGCUGGUGAGGUGCUAGGUGAAUGUGUGUGAGUGAGUGCGAAAUAGUGUAAUAAAGCUGGACAGAAAUGGCGACCCUCUGUCCAGGGAUUCAAUAUGGUUUGUCAUCACAAAAAAAUUUCUGUGAGACUAAAGAACUGAUUUUUGUGAAAUUAACGGAUUCCUCUUUGCGUGCAAUAGAAGAAUACGUGAGAAAUAGGAAUAAAUUUAAUCUUCAACAAACACCAACGAUACAGUUCCUAGGAAAUGAAGGGCUACUGGAGUUCCCGUCUGCCAAUUCCUCGACUUCUUUCUCCUUCUCCAUGUCCUCGACGCAGGAUAUGGAGGGUCCGGGAGGGAGUUUCGAGUGCAUCACACAGAACGGCCCCCCGCGCGGCCCCCUGGAGCUGCUCAAUUCCAUCCCCAACAAAAUACGCAUCCACGCCAACGACGACAUUUACGCAGCUACAAAACAACGGAUGACUGUGGCCGAGGAAACACACAAGAAUAAAUGCACGCGGGAAAUAAAGCCCAAUCAGACAGACAUAGGAAGGAAGGUGAAGGUGAAGCAGACGCAGAACAACGGUCGCAGUUCCAUUCCUCAGAUCCCUCCUCGCAUCAGCAACGGCAGCAUCGUCAACGAAAGACCAGCCCAGUCACAUCCCUCCAUGCGGGAGAGUCUAAUGAAGUCGUCUUCUUACCAGACCCCCAAUCCACCCGCCUCCAAGCCGCCCAAUUCGAACGGUAUGCCCUCCAGCAACGGUAUGCAGCAACAGCACCAUCUAUCGUCCAACGGCCUCGGCAGUAACCACGUGAGCAGUACCAAACCGCCGCAGAACAAACCGACUCAGCCGGAUAUACUGAAAAGGCCCCUUAAAGAACGACUGAUUCAUCUGCUCGCAUUGAGGCCGUACAAGAAAGUGGAACUGUUCGAACGUCUCACUAGAGAGGGACUUCGUGAGAGAGGCAGCAUGAGUUCUGUAUUGAAGCAAGUAUCUUUCAUGAAAGACAACGCAUAUCACUUGAACAGAGCAUGCUGGCACGACGUAAGAGAUAACUGGCCGUUCUACACCGAAUCCGAAAAGCAAAUCUUGAAGAGGCGCAAACCCCAGAACCUCACCCCACCAGGCAGCAGCGACAGCGCAAGUUCAGGCAGCGGACAGUCGCCCACCAGCACUCACCCGGGCUCGCCACCUUUACCCGUUCCCGUACCGGCAUCUACCAAACGGCCGGGCUAUUACGACGGCGCGGACGGUUUUCCCACGAAACGUCAACGCGUGUCCCAUUAUAAAAAACCCGCCGAACCAUCGGUAAACCCGCCGCCGGCCGAGAACAAGAGCCAACGCAGGCCCAUAACCGAUUCUAGGGAUUCCAGCAACAUGAACCCCCGUAGCAGGGAAUCGCCAUCUACCACCACCGCGACACCGUCAAUCGUCAAUCACGGACUGACCAACGGCCAUCACAUGACCAACGGCCACCACAUGACCAACGGUUACGCGAACGGCACGGCGCGCGAGAAACGCAGCGCACUGAGCGAAGACGAGGACGAAGAGGUCGCGUCCAACAGGAAACGUCACUGCGACAGCUACAACAGGGUCGGCUUCGACCCCGCGCGACACGACACGGUCGAACGUAGCCCGUACGAAAACGGUUUCGAGGAAAAGCGCGAGAUCGUGGACUACAGCGCGGUCGACGACGUCGCUAAAGAGGCGGCUUAUCAGAACGGAGAGGCGUUCGGGACCGAACGAUGGGCACCGGAAGCGAAGAGGGAGUCCGGCAAGUACGACAGGAAUGUGACGUCUUCGUCGGGAGCGGAAAGGGUCAGUCCGGACAGUCAGACUGAACCUUCACCGGCUCCGGAGACUCCCGCGGAAGAGGAUCAUGUUCCGAAAACGACACCCGACUAUCUUACAGAAUAUACAACAAUUACUAAUUAUGAUCAAAGAAAACGAUACAAAGACGAUUUCAAUGAAUAUUAUAACGAGUAUAAGGAACUCCAUGAAACUGUCGAUAGGGUGUCUAGGAGAUUUUUAGAAUUAGAAGAAAGGCUGAAACAGGAAAACGCAAAAAGCCCAAAGUACAGAGAUUUGAAGAAACAAAUUAUGAAGGAAUAUAAAGAAAUCAAAAAGAAUCCGGAUCAUCAAAAGGCUAAAGCGCGAUUCCAAUAUUUACACGAAAAGUUGUCCCAUAUUAAAAAUUUGGUAAAGGUGUAUGAUGAUUCGAUAACGAAUCAACAGCAGUAUACUAAUCACCGGUACUGACCCUGGAUGGAAUACUUAUUGGCUCUGCUAUCUACCACUCGCUACCAAGGACAUUCUCUCUAUCCCAUAACAUCACCACUUACCGUACAAUUAUCUUUAUGUUACUAUAAGUAUCAUAACUACCGAAAGAAAAGACAAAGAUUUUAAUGAAUCUUCAAAAGUGAUUGAAGUGCCCUGUCUCUGAUUUGUACAAUGGACCAAAGUGUUUUUUGUUAUAGAUGUAAUUUAUUUUUGAAAAUUGAUUUCUUUUUUUACCGUUGAGUUAUCACACGGCACCGUCUAGCAAGUAUCGAACUUUGGGUACUCACAAAAAAUGAUGGAAACUCUCUCCUCUCAGAACAGGAAGAAGUCACAGUUUGGAUUGAUGGUGAUUAAGUUCAUUGUUACUAUACAACUUGGCUUGUAACAUACCACAUCUGUAGACAAAAAAUUUCCUUAUAGUUUUUUGCUCAAAUCUAUAUCCGCAAAAGGAACACAACACAAUUUUCCAAAUAUUGCAGCGAUUCAGAUACAAGGAAUUACAUAUGGAAGUGUACAACAUAUCCGCGGUACUUGAAAAUCCAUUAUGAAUGGGUUCUUAGAUCAUUAAAGCAAUUGAAACAUAUGUUUUGCCAUAUCGUUAAGUAAUCGUUUUGUAUCAGUUGUUCCAAAUACAUAUCCUUUUCGAAGAAGGAAUCUCAAUAUCAAAAUGGUUUUUAGAAUUUCUUGAACCCGAAAGAUAAAAUGUUUGUUCUGUUACAGUUAUGAAAGCCAAUGAAAUGUUGAAUUGCAAAGAACAAAGGACUUAAAGACUGUAAAAAAGUUUCCAAUUUCUUAGCGUAAUAUUAUCACCUCUACAUUUCUUCCUGAAUAUCGUCUCUCCCUUUUAUCUAGAACACAUUCCAUUUUUUGUGACCUAAGUAUUCGAGCUUCCAAGUUCUUUAUAUGCGGUUAAAUGGAAAUUUAAUGGAAUGAUUGGCUGUAAAUAGAGUUUAUUUAAGAAAUGCAUUUAUUAUUUUCAAUAAUUAUGUUACAAUUAUAUUAUAUUUUUAUAAUUCCAAAUUUUAAUAAUUUCUAAAAACCCGAAAACCAAUAAAUAACUUCAGUUUUUUAUUGGCUUUGUAUUUUAUUCCAUUCUAGCUUGGGAUUGAAAAACCUACCCUAUGAUUUUAUAAUUUGAUUGUUAUAGCAUUAUGGAUUUACUAAAUGCAUUUAUUUUACUUGUAAAUUUGAGUGCAAGGGUAUCUAUUUAUUGAUUUGAAUUGAAGAAAUUCAACAUUUCAGAGGUAUAUUAAAUUUUGAUUUCAAUUGUUUCCAUUGUUAUAACUUCUGUUAUAUAUUUUAUACAUGUUUUCAGUAAGAAGUGUUAUUGCAAAUUUUGAAUCAGCCAUUUUAGACAGUUACCAAGUUACUCUUUAUAGUUUUUUCGAUAUCUGCUAUCCUGAAGUUUGAAUGUUGGUGUGCCAAAAAAAAUUGAAUCGUUAGCGAAUUUGGGUGCGAACAACUUCAGGGAAUUCACUUGGAGAAUUCGUAUCUUGAAUACUUGCCGAAUAUCUCAGCUGUUCCGGAGCUGAACAUAACAGUAUGGCAUACUUUCAAAGUUUGCUAUUCUUCAUGAUCUUGUUGUCUUAUUAUUCUUCCGUGAUUUGCAUUCGCUCGUUCUCUAUUGCCAAGUUUUUUCGAAUGCAGACCAUGAAUUGCGAUGCCAAUAAGAAAGUUAUUUAUUUGUAUAAAUUUGUCUAGUUCAAUUUUUGUAAUUUAGAUUGUAGUUUACUUUCUGAAUUUUUGCUGUUAACAUUCUUGGAGUCAAACUUGAAUCAACUAAAUACACCAAACGGAGGAAGAACCAUACUAAAAUAUUUUUGGUAUUUGAGUACACUAUUAUCUCUCCUAACUUGGGUUGAAAAAUUGUAUAUAAAAUAUUUAUUUGCCUCUGCAGAUAUUUGCCUGCAUUUUUAAUCGAAAAUCAACGUAAUUUCAAUUUUUUUUUUGUUAUACAUAAUUAUAGAUGUGGAAUUUGCUCCAUAGGCUCUCAUGUUACAUGAAUACAUAUAUAAUUAUGUGUAAUAAAUAUCGUUUAUUACACGUCCAGUAGUUGAUAAUAAUAUUUUGCGUAGUUUCGAGUUGAACAUUUCAAAUAAAAACUCUUGAAAGAUUCACUUUAUAGACUGAUUCACUAA